UUUAAUAUAAUUUUCAUUUCUCUAGAUUUCUUUUUUUAAUCGUUCAUCACUUUCAAAAAGAAAACUACAAAAAAACUACAAAAAACUACAAAAAACUACAAAAAACUACAAAAAACUUCAAUCACCAUUCAAUUAUUGAUCCCUCUCUGUUUUGAAUUCAAUCAUCAAUUUUUUACCAAGAAGAAAAAACACAGCAGAAAAAUAAAUAAACCAAACCAAAAACAAAAUGAAUAAUUUUCAAUUAUUGUUACCAUAUGAAACAAACAAUCCAUUAUCACCAAAUUAUAGUUUUAUAUUUAAAUUUGAAAAUGAAUUUCAUUAUCAAAAACAUGUUAAUUGGAUGCGUAAACAUUGGUUUGAUUCAUUUUAUUGGUCAUUUCUAUAUUUAUUAUUUAUUUAUAUUGGCCGAAAUGUAAUGGAAUCACGAUCGAAACCAUUUCGUUUACGUUACCCACUAAUAAUAUGGAAUAUAAUAUUGGCUACAUUUUCAAUUGCAGGUACUAUACGUGUUUGGCCUGAAAUGAUACAUAUAUUAAAGAAUUAUGGUUUUUAUCAUUCUGUUUGUUCAAAUUCAUAUCAUAAAGAGGUACCAAUAUCAAGUUUUUGGACAUAUUUAUUUGUAUUAUCAAAAUUACCCGAAUUAAUUGAUACAAUAUUCAUUGUAUUACGUCGUCAGAAAUUAAUAUUUUUACAUUGGUAUCAUCAUGCAACCGUAUUAAUAUUUACAUGGUAUUGUUAUGCAGAUGAAACAUCAGUUGCACGUUGGUAUGUUUAUAUGAAUUUUUUCGUACAUGCAAUGAUGUAUUCAUAUUAUGCUAUACGGGCAUUGGGUAUACGAUUACCUAAACCAUUGGCAAUGACCAUUACAAGUGCACAAAUAGUACAGAUGAUUAUCGGUUCAAUUGUUACAUUUUAUGCAUAUUAUAUACGAGUAUCUGGUCGUGAAUGUGGUAUAUCAAUGGAUCGUCUUUAUGCCGGCCUGGCUAUUUAUAUUUCUUAUUUGAUGUUGUUUGCAAAUUUUUUUAUUAAAUCAUAUUUAUCGAAAACAACAACAACAACAACAACAACAAAAACAACAACAACAACAAAUGGCGAUAUGAAAAAAGUUCAAUAAAUCAACAACAACAAGUGAAUCUCAACCCAGAAACAAACGGAAAAAUUCAAUUUCUCUUCAAUUUCUCAAUGUAGUUCUCUUUUUUGCCUAAUAUAAUACUGAUAUUGCUAUAGUUAUACUCUCUCUUUUUCGUUGAUUAUUUUCAAAGGUGAUUACAAAAGUGAAAAA
This is a messenger RNA of Dermatophagoides pteronyssinus (European house dust mite), 1282 nucleotides long. RefSeq names its product very long chain fatty acid elongase 6-like. Gene Ontology annotation, molecular function: fatty acid elongase activity. Lineage: Eukaryota; Metazoa; Arthropoda; Arachnida; Sarcoptiformes; Pyroglyphidae. The record is from RefSeq and is a predicted model, not a curated record. Gene Ontology annotation, cellular component: endoplasmic reticulum membrane. Gene Ontology annotation, biological process: very long-chain fatty acid biosynthetic process; fatty acid elongation, monounsaturated fatty acid; sphingolipid biosynthetic process.